Messenger RNA from Eruca vesicaria subsp. sativa (arugula), 432 nucleotides. The record is from the annotation of a GenBank genome assembly. NCBI's taxonomy places the organism in Eukaryota, Viridiplantae, Streptophyta, Magnoliopsida, Brassicales, Brassicaceae.
AUGGCGAUGAUGUCAGCAUCUUCAGCAUUUGUUUUGACGUCCAACGUCACGGCAGCCACCGGCGCUUCGUCUUCAAGGAACUCCGUGUCUUUCUUACCGAUGAGAAACGCCGGUUCUAGACUCGUAGUCAGAGCAGCAGACGAGGCGGCUCCGGCAACAUCUUCAUCGGAAGGUGCUCCAGCAACUUCCGUGGCUCCAGCUGGAGCUACUGCCACCAAACCCAAGCCAACUCCGAUCGGUCCUAAGAGAGGUUCCAAGGUCAAGAUCCUAAGGAGAGAAUCCUACUGGUUCAAGAACGUUGGAUCAGUUGUGGCUGUUGAUCAGGACCCGAAGACUAGGUACCCUGUUGUGGUCAGAUUCGCGAAAGUGAAUUACGCCAACAUAUCGACCAACAACUAUGCAUUGGACGAGAUUGAAGAACUCAAAGCUUAA